AUGGGAUCUGUGGCGUCUGGUCCCCUGGCGCCUUCCGAUGUAGGAUCUCUGCAGCCGGUGUAUAGGGAGCGGCUGCUCGAGCAGCAAGGUUUGGAGGCAGCGGCAACGAAUGGCGUUGCUGCUUCUUCGCUCGCAGUGCAGCAACUGCUUGGCUUGGGGGAGGGAGACGGCCGCGCUGCACUGCUGAACUUUUUCUCGGGGCCUCGCUGGGCUGACGUUCUGCAACAGCAGCAACAGCAGCAGAAGCAGCAGUCAGAGGGAGCCACAGAAGCCGCGGCAGCAGCCGCGGCAGCAGCAGUGGCAAAUGUGGAGUUGUUACAGAGGGAACAAGAGGCUCUCCGGAGUCUCGCGCUGCAGCAGCAGGAAGAGGAAAGACAGGCGGCUCUGCUCUCCGCAACAGAAUCGGAAGCAGCAGCAGAAGUAGAGGCAGCGGUUGGCACGCAAACAGCGGUGGCUGCCUCCACUGCAGGAGCCUCUUCCCGCAGGUGUCGUAACUGCCAGCAGCAGCAACGCGCGUUGUACAUUGCGGCAGCUCCCGCAGAGUUGAUCUUGGAGGGCCCCCAUGGCAGCGAGGCCCCCAACGUUUUGUGUUGCGUUUACACGGGUCACCCCUGCAGGAGUCCUGCGCAGCAGCAGCAAGUGCAGCAGCAGCAGCAGCAGCAGCAGCAAGUGCAGCAACAGCAGCAAGUGCAGCAACAGAGCAAGAGCGGCAGCUCCAGCAAUCCAUCGCCAACGUCGCCAAGGCUUAGCAGGAGCUGCAGCACAACCUCCCUAGCUACGGGUGGCAGCGUGCUCAGUGACUCAGAGGAAGAGCAGCUGCUGUUGCAGCAGCUGUUGUCUCCUCAUGCUGCGCUCCCGUUGCACGGGGUUGUCGUCUUCGAAGCUGAAAGAACCCUCCACAGAGGGAAGCCGUUUGCUGUCAGGACUCGUACAAAGAAGCAGCUGAAGCAGCUUAAAAGGCAACUGCUGCAGCAGCAAACCAGAAAGAGGGUCUUUCUUCCGCCGUUGCGCCAUCCCCGGCAAGUAGAAAAUCAACAGAAUCACCACUACCAUCACCAUUACCAGCAUCAGCGCGAAUUGACGCCUCCCGCGGCGGUCCGUAAAAAGUCCGAUCACCUUGACCUCCAUGACUCUCACUUUGAGUGUACGUCCAUCAGAGGCCCUCCGCAGCAAGAGCAGCAAGAGCAGCAAGAGCAGCAAGCGACAGCUCAGCGAGUUCGCCGUAGCAGCUGCCGCUCAGGGCUCAGCAGCCUCUACAGUAAGAGCAGCGGCGUAUCACUGCAAAGAACUGCGCAAUCCUGGAUCCCUCAGGCAGCUGCUGUUGUUGGUGCGGUGCGCAGCAAGCACCGCAUUGCUUCUAUUGAGCAGCAGCAACAGCAGCAGCUACAGCUGCAGCAGGAGGGGGAGGGGGGAUCCGAUGCUGUUGCCAAGUGGUGGACAGAUAUCCAAAGAAGGUUUUCCAGCAUUUUUCUUCCUGGACAAGAGGGAGAGGAACCCGCUGCUGCUACCGCCGCUGCUGCUGUGACUUCAACAGGAGAUAGCACGCCCAUGACAGCGGAAGCCGUUGGAACAAGUGCAACUGCAGCAACUGCAGCAACUGCAGCAACUGCCCCCGCAAGCGCAGCAUCUCCCCUGUAUAAGGCACCCUUAGGCUUCUCCUUUUCCCCCGCGGGAGCUUCUGCAGGCGCCUUAGCUGCAGUGUUGGGAGGACUUGGUCUUCGCUUUUUUUUAGCCAUAUCCUCUCUGCAGAGAAUGUCAGCCGAUCUGAGAGCUGCAGGAACGGCACACCGUUUGGCCUCUGUCUUGAAACGCGAGCUGAGAGCUGUACUCCCCGAGGAUUCGGCGGAAAUUCUCAACGCCAGGCCUGCCCCCGUUACUGUUACUUACACCACCGUUUUCCCCUUUCUUGAAGGGCAGUUUGUAUCCUCAUUUUUCUCCGUCUGCGAUUUGAUUGAGUGCCUUGUGGCGAGCUGCAACAUCCCUUUCUACCUGUCGCCAUGGCCAACAGUGACCUGUAGGGGCCGUCAGGCGGUAGACGGAUACUUCGCUACCAAACACAAGGAAUUCGGCUGUCCAGACACGGGUGCCAUCAGAGACGUUAAAGUCGUGCCGUUUUCCGCCGCCACAAUUCGUCUUUCGACGCAACCAGGUUGCUGCAUCAGUCCCGACCUGCAGAAGCAGGACGCGUGUAUUGUCUCUUACCUGCGGGCUAAGCACAGGCUGCGCAUUCGUGCUGCUGCAGCUGCCGCAGCAGAGGACGGGAAGCAAGAGGUUCCUUGCAGCUGCACUGCUGUCGCCGCGGCUGUUGCCGCCGCAGCCGCAGCCUCAGUGCCGACUCUCGGUAAACAGGAGCUGCCGCGAAAGGGUGUAGCUCAUCCCGCAAGCAGCACCAGCCGCGGCGCGUCAGCGUGGCUGAUGCCGCGGCCGCAACAGGGGGAGGCGCGCAGCAAGCAGCUGCAGCAGCAAGAGCAACAGGCAGCCGCAGCUGCUGCAGCAGAAGCUGCAGCAGCCUCGUGUCCGCGUUGCUCCCCCCUAGGCCUUCUUUGCCCUCCCCCGCAGCUGACCUACUAUUAUUGUGAUCCAUUAGAUGAGGCCUUUGGCACUGGACUUGUGGCUGUGGCUGGCCAGCACUUGCUCCCGGAUAUGUCUAGGGGCAGCACCGCAUCCUGUAAAGACGAGUGUGAGAGUUGCGGCUGCUGUUGCGGCGCGACUCUCCUGCAGUUGAGAAGCAACACGCAGGAGCUGCUGCAGAUGGCACUUGAACCGGCAGCGCCAAAAGCCAUGGAGGAGCUUUUUGAUUUGGGAAGAGCCGAUGCCUUUAGGUGGCUAGUGCUUGAGUACAUGCGAUGCGAGGAGGCCUUGCAGAAACAAGCCUGUGCUGCUGCUGCCGUUGCUCAAGGAGCCGUGCCACCAGCAGCGUUCGAGGAAGCGGCAACAGAAGAGGCAGGCAAAGGAGCACAGAUCAACAGCGGGAUCGUCCACAAGACCAGCAAAGAACUGCUGGGAACUGGAAGAAUCUCGAGCGACACCUCUAGUGCUAAAACAACUGCCUGCAGCAGUAGGGCGCAGGUGCAGUGCAUGCGCAAGCAAGACGCGCCGCAAAAAGCAUCCAGUGGUGGAUGCAUGCAAAGCCUUCUGCAAAGCGUCGACCUUGGCGUCGAAUUCUGCCACAUAUACAGUCAUGCACAUCACUGGCAGCAACAGCAACAGCAGCCGCAACAGGAAAACCAACGGCAAGAGGCGGGAUCGGUGCAGCGCAUGCAAACGGAUUCAAUGGUUUGCCGUGAAGAUGAUCAGCUGAGGCAGCAGCCCGAGCAUCUCCGGCAACCCGUCGAGCAGCAGCUACACCCUCAGGAGAACUGGGAACGUGAGCAGGAGCAGGAGAAGAGACAGUGUGAAGAUACUCAUGCCUCGGCUGCAACGGCGUCUACCUAG
Messenger RNA from Cyclospora cayetanensis, 3435 nucleotides. RefSeq lists its product as uncharacterized. Gene Ontology annotation, biological process: lipid homeostasis; triglyceride catabolic process. The record is from RefSeq and is a predicted model, not a curated record. Gene Ontology annotation, cellular component: membrane; lipid droplet; cytoplasm. NCBI's taxonomy places the organism in Eukaryota, Apicomplexa, Conoidasida, Eucoccidiorida, Eimeriidae. The transcript has 8 exons. Bases 1 to 3435 code for a protein of 1144 amino acids. Gene Ontology annotation, molecular function: triacylglycerol lipase activity.